AUGGUCACGCUCUUAUACCUGUUCUUUCAGCUUUUAAGCGUCUCUGUUAGAGCUCAGAGCACAUCAACAGAGACAACAACAGAGUUCGUUUUCCGAGGUUUUAAAGAUCACAAAUCAGAUAUUCAAACAGAGGGAGCUGCAAUCAUCGAACCCAAUGGAGCAUUGAGACUCACUGAUCAAAAGUCUAACGUCACCGGAACAGCCUUUUACAACAAACCAGUAAGGCUGCUUGACCAAAACAAUCUCACUACCAAACCCGUUGUUCGUUCUUUUAGCACUUCUUUUGUCUUCUCCAUAUUCCAUUCCAGCUUGAGCAAUGGAGGUUUCGGCUUCACCUUCACACUUUCUCCCACCCCUCACCGUCUAGGCGCUGAACCGGAACAAUACUUAGGACUUUUCAACAGAGAAAACGACGGGAAUCCAAAUAACCAUGUCUUCGCCGUUGAGUUCGACACUGUACAAGGAUUCAAUGACAGUGCUAAUAGUCCAGCCAAUCACAUCGAUCUGAACUUUAAUAGUAUCAAGUCAGAGUUCCAAGAACCAGUUGCCUAUUACGAGUCUAACGACCGAAAAGAGGAUUUCCACUUGGGGAGCGGUGGGCCGAUCCGAGCCAUUUUGGAUUACAAUGGUCAGACACAAAUGCUGUAUUUGACCAUUUACCCGGAAGUGUUUCCCCCAAGAAAGCCAAUGAUCUCACAAAAGAUUCCAAAUCUGGCAGAGAUUGUGCAAGAAGAAAUGUACAUUGGAUUCACAGCAGCCACUGGGAGAGUUUUUAGUGCUCACUACGUGAUGGGUUGGAGUUUUUUCAGUGAUGGAGACCCUCUUGUUGCAGCGCGGCUUGCACUCUCGGAUCUUCCUCUUCCACAGCUCAAGAAAGGCUCUCUAGAUAAUCAAGUCAUGACCAGAAAUAUUCUCAUAGUUGCGGGUUCGAUACUAAUCAUACUCAUGGUCUUGGGGGUCUUAGCAAUUUUUAUAAGAAUAAAGAGGAAAACGUCAAAUACAAGAAAGAAGCUCAAGGCUAUUAUUCCUCUGAAACAUUAUCGUUACACUGAAGUAAAGAGGUUUACAGAGUCAUUUGCAUGCGUAGUUGGGAAAGGAGGAUUUGGAACUGUUUACAAAGGAAACCUUCCUGAUGGUCGUAAGGUCGCGGUGAAGGUUUUAAAAGACUCCAAGAGCAAUGGCGAAGAUUUUAUCAAUGAGGUUUCAAGUAUGAGCCAAACAUCUCAUGUUAACAUUGUUUCUUUGGUUGGAUUCUGCUAUGAAGGAUCCAAGAGGAUGAUUGUUUAUGAAUUUCUAGAGAAUGGAUCUUUGGAUCAGUUUAUCUCAAUGAACAGCGCGUCCACUGCUGAAUGGAGAAGGAAGCUUUACGAGAUUGCAUUAGGAGUUGCUCGUGGUAUAGAAUACUUGCACUAUGGUUGCAAAACAAGGAUUGUGCAUUUCGAUAUCAAACCUCAGAACGUGCUGUUGGAUUGCAAUCUUUGCCCAAAAGUUUCUGACUUUUUUUCUGACUUUGGCCUUGCUAAGCUAUGCGAGAAGAAAGAGAGCAUCAUGUCACUGCUAGAUACAAGAGGGACAAUAGGGUACAUUGCACCUGAGAUGAUCUCUCGAGCUUAUGGAAGUGUGUCUCACAAGUCUGAUGUAUAUAGCUAUGGUAUGUUGGUUCUUGGAAUGAUCGGUGCAACAGAUAAAGAUCGAGUCGAAAAGGAUGCUUCUAAUACAAGCUCGAUUUACUUCCCGGACUGGAUCUAUAAAGAUCUUGAGAAUGGGAAGCAAUGUAAGCUUCUUGGGGAUGAACUAACCAAAGAAGAAGAAGAAAUAACAAAGAAGAUGAUCUUGGUAGCCUUGUGGUGUAUUCAGUCGUCUCCAUCAAAUAGACCAUCGAUGAACAGAGUUGUGGAGAUGAUGGAAGGAAGCUUAGAUGCUAUUGAAGUCCCUCCUAAGCCUGUUUUGCAUUUACCGGGAGUACCUCUUCAAGAUUCGUCUACACUUUCAGAGGAAAUCUCGGUGUACGCAGAAGUAUGA
Messenger RNA from Capsella rubella, 2022 nucleotides. RefSeq names its product LEAF RUST 10 DISEASE-RESISTANCE LOCUS RECEPTOR-LIKE PROTEIN KINASE-like 2.3. Gene Ontology annotation, biological process: protein phosphorylation. Lineage: Eukaryota; Viridiplantae; Streptophyta; Magnoliopsida; Brassicales; Brassicaceae. Gene Ontology annotation, molecular function: carbohydrate binding; ATP binding; protein kinase activity. The coding region runs from base 1 to 2022 and encodes 673 amino acids. The transcript is spliced from 4 exons. The record is from RefSeq and is a predicted model, not a curated record.